Ictalurus punctatus (channel catfish) is the source of this 4536-nucleotide messenger RNA. It is a transcript of the gene tnfsf10l3, whose product is annotated as tumor necrosis factor (ligand) superfamily, member 10 like 3. Gene Ontology annotation, cellular component: membrane. The transcript has 6 exons. Gene Ontology annotation, molecular function: tumor necrosis factor receptor binding. NCBI's taxonomy places the organism in Eukaryota, Metazoa, Chordata, Actinopteri, Siluriformes, Ictaluridae. The record is from RefSeq and is a predicted model, not a curated record. Gene Ontology annotation, biological process: immune response. The coding region runs from base 341 to 1375 and encodes 344 amino acids.
UCCUGGGAAGGGUGGUGGAGGAUCCGGAGCCUCUCCCAGGAAUACUGGGCGUGAGGCAGGAAUACAUCCUGUAUGGCAAGCCAGUCCAUCACAGGGCGCCAUGCACAGACUCAAUGACACAUUCACACCUAGAGGAAAAUCGAUCUGAGCCAGUCCAAUUACUGGCAUGUUUCUUUGUUUAUUUGGGAGGUGGGAGGAAACCGGAAAACCUUAUGGAAACCCACGUGGAGACUGGGAGAACUUUCCUCUAUUCUGACUGUAAUUUUAAGAUUCUUCCUUGUAGCGUGUUGAGAACAGGACAGGAAACGUGUACUUGAAAAUUACCAAUAAUGCACUUCAAAUGAGACGACUGUAUAAAGGAAAUACCAAAGUAUAUAUGCAGCACGCGCGAUGUGGAUUGGACAGUCCAGCGCUGCACGCUUCUUCUGAAGGCGGUGAAAGGAAAGCGCUGGCAUCCGAGUCUGAUUAUCUGCGGUCCGUGUGCAGCGAGUCGAGCUCAUUCAUCAUGGCUCAGCCGAAAAUAUCCGUGGACGCUCCGUCUAAAUUAUGGAUAACUACCGUGUUUGUAGUCAUGGUUGUUCUUCAAGUCGCCUCGACUACUGGAUUAUUCGUUUAUCUCAAUAUGUCAAUGGCUCAGGCCCGGAGUCAGGGUGUGUCUGAGGAGCUGCGCUGUCUUGGGCUGCUGAACGCUCUGGAGAAAGAUCAGGAGGUGCCGGAUGGUCUGGUACAGCUCUUUGGUGAACCAUGCAUCAGACUUGCUGAAGGAAUUAAGACAUAUAUAUCCAAGGUUACAGAAAACAUCAUCUCUCAGCACAUCUUUCAAGAAAGACAAACAGCCGAGACGCGUCUGAAAGUUCUCAAUGGUGGGAACCAGCGGCCCUCUGCUCACCUCACCCUCCGAGACAAUGGAUUACAAGGCCCAACAUCUUUAAGUCCUCAAAGAGACCUCCACCAGUCCUGCCGUCACCCUGUACGUUCCUGGGGAAACCAGAGCUUCGGCACGCACCUGCACAACAUGACGGUGUCCAACGGGCGGCUGCGGAUCCCUCAGACGGGACGCUAUUACCUGUACGCUCAGGUCUACUUCCGGUACCUCACACUGUCCAACACCGAGUACCAGUCCAGCUCAGAUAGCCAGCAGGUGGUACAGUGUGUGUAUAAGAAGACGGCUUAUGCACAGCCCAUUCAGCUGCUAAAGGGAGUGGGCACCAAGUGCUGGGCCCCGGACAGUGAGAAUGCCCUCCAUUCCAUCUACCAGGGAGGUAUGUUUGAGCUGCGAGCAGGAGACGAGAUCUUCGUCUCAGUGUCCUCUCCUACCGCAGUGCAUGCAGAGGACUCGUCCAGUUACUUUGGAGCCUUUCGCUUUGACCUCUGAGCCCUGCUCAUUGGGUCUCACUGAAGCGUUCAGUGUGUGGACUGUGAGAAAAAGGAAAAGAGUGGGUGGAACAAGGAAGGAUCUGUGAAGCUUCCUGUUUACUCAGAAACUUCCAUGAAGGGAGAUCAAAUGACUCAACUACAGACUAAUUGGGUGCAGAAGGCACAAGCAGCUAUUAAAACCAGAAGGAUGCUUCAUAGCGGGCUGCAAAGAAAAGACAAAAUGAAUUCUUGUACAAAACCUUGGAUAAAACUCCUCAAGUAAUCACUGCUCUUUACCAAGGAGCAUUACAGAUGACGUGAGUUUUUUCUCUCAGAAAUGCGCAGUGGGAUCUUGAAUGGGACUCUAAUGGGUGGUCCAGAGUUUGUGGGAACACAGCUGAGGAAUUUCAUGAAUUUACCACAAAUUAGUCUGGGUUUAGAGCACCACAAUGUAUGGCUAUACAAACACACCAGUGCUCACAGCUGGUGUGACAGAGAUUUAAACAGUCCAAGAAAAUAUAUGGUAAAAACCAAACAAACAGUCGAUCAGCUGAAACGUUUUUUGUGUGUGCUUCUUAAGUUUCAUUUGCACUGGAGCUACUAGUCUAAAAGUCAGUCGAGCUUAUACCCUUUUAGUGAUGUGAAUUCCAACUCUGUUCAGUGAGUCAGAUCAUUUGGCUCAGCUCACGAAUUCACACGAAGGAACAGCUCAGAAGUUCAAAGGAGGUUUGCACUGAAUCAUUUAAAGUGGUUAGUAAAAAUGAAUGAAUGAAUGAAUAAUGACAUUGCCUAUAUUAGCAAUUAAGUAUUAUCUACGAAAAAAACAUCACAUAUACGAGUCAAUUUGUUCAAGAAACAACACAUCACUAAUACCCCCAGUUUAACAUUGUGCAAAAUGCAUGUUUAAAUCAUUACACUAAACAGACUUGUUUAUGUGGUUUCUGACACUAUCUCACACUCUUAUCGGUAAAAAUGGACAAAGGACAUGUCACAGCCAAAAACAUCUUAGAGGCGUAACUCCAUCUUGGAGCCUCACUUGUCACUUUCUUCUUCAGCACAUACUCAGCCACUUUAUUAGGAACACAACACUAAUGCAUGCUUCUCUGCUCACCACGGUUGUAUAGAGUGGUUAUUUGAGUUACUGUAGACUUCUUACCAGCUCAAACCAGUCUGGCCAUUCUCUUCAGCCCUCUCUCAUCAAUAUCCAUCCAUCCAUUUUCUAUACCGCUUAUCCUUAGUGGGUCAUGGGGAACCUGGAGCCUAUCCCAGGAGGCAGGGGGCACAAGGAGGGGUACACCCUGGACAGGGUGCCAAUCCAUUGCAAGGCACAAUCACACACAUUCACACACCCAUUCAUACACUAGGGACACUUUGGACAUGCCAAGGAAACCAAGGAAACUAGAGUACCCGGAGGAAACCCCCGAAGCACGGGGAGAAUUCCGCACACACAGUGCCGGCGGGACUUGAACCCUCAACUCUGGAAGUGUGAGGCUGACCACUAAGCCACCGUGACCCCUCUCAGCAAUAUUUACUUUUUAAUAUGUCUUUAAAAAAUGUAAUAAGUCUUUAAAAAGGCAUACUGUAUUCUAUUCUAUAUUAUGAAACAAUAGUCAAAUCACAUAGUCAAAGGAUGUUUUUGAGAUGAUUGUAUGUAGAUUCAGACAUGCAGCUUGCAUAAUGCUAAACUGGUAAUCAUGGGCUUACACUAAUUAUUAACUAGGUUAGCCUUGUAACUCCAGUGCAGAACUAAAGAAGCAAAAGUAUUAGGCAACUACAUUAGGUGUGAGAGGAAAUUUGUUUAAUUUCCUUAUUGGCUGAACUGGUUGUUGAAGUUCAUAACCAUAAUUUAAAUGAACAUAAAUAAUCACUGACUCUCUAAAAUGAUUUAUUUACUAGUAUUCUUGCUAAUAUAAAUAGAUUUAUGCAGUUUGUUUAGUUUAUUUGGCAUACCUACCACUUUGCAGGAUAAACACAUGCUCAAAUAUCACCAGAUGUGGAAAAUCCAGCUGUAGAAAGUAUUCUAUGACCUAUAGCUUUUUUUCUGAGUGUAUUCAUUUCUGGAAAACUGAAUGGGCCCAGAGACUCAAGCAUCCUGGAUUCAUUCUUUCACACAUGCACUUUUCAACUGGGGAGGAAAAAAGUACUGAAAAAUUAUGGAAGUAUAGAUGAUGUGCCAAAAUCUUUCUCAUAUCCAAAUCCAGUCCAAAAAGUACUAUUUAACUGAAAGACACAAAGAUGCUAUUUUAAAAUGUACUUACUUAUUAAAACGUAAAAAGUAAAUGGACAGGAAUCUGAGGCUAUUAUGGGAACAGGCUCACCCAAACUGGAUAGUUGAAGACUAGGGAAAAAUUAAAUCACCUGGUCUUUUUGCCAGUCUUCAACUGUCCAGUGAGUCUGUCCCUCAGAGUCCUGUUCCAGAUGUGAUCUUCUGCUGUUGUAGCUCAUCCAUCUCAAGGUUUGAUGUGUUGUGCAUUCUGAGAUGCUUUUCUGCACACCAUGGUUGUAAAGAGUGAUUAUUUGUGUAAUUAUAGACUUCCUGUCAGCGCAAACCAGUCUGGUCAUUUUCGUUUGAUCUGUCAAGGUGUUUCCGCCCACAUGACUGUCGGUCACUCAAUGUUUUUCGCACCAUUCUGUGUAAACUCUGGAGAAUGUUGUGUGUGUGAAAAUCCCAGGAGAUCAGCAGUUUAUGAAAUAUUCAAACCAGCCUUUCUGGCACCAACAUCAAAGUCACAGAGAUCACAUUUUUUCUUCAUUUUGAUGUUUGAUGUGAACAUUAACUGAGGCUCUUGACCUGUAUCUGCAUGAUUUUUUUUGCAUUGCACUGCUGCCACAUGAUUGGCUGAUUAGAUAAAUGCAUGAAUGUGCAGUGUUUCUAAUAAAAUGGAUGGUGAGUGUAUAUAGUGUACCUGUUUUUUUGACUGGAUAAGAAACCUUUGAGAUUUGAAAAAAUUCGAAGGAAUUUGAAAGAAUUCUAGUAAUUCUAAGUGCAUUUUUAAGAGCUGUACUUAAGUAAGUGUACAAGUUUUCAGUUUCAAAAAUGCUCCAGUAAAGUAUAAAGUACAAUUACUCAUGUAUUUUUCACCCCUGCUUUUCAGUUAACGCAAGCCAGGUACUUCUUAAUGGCCUUGACCUUUGAAUUGUAAAUGGUCUUUUAAAAAAAAUAAAAGACAUUCUUAUGUC